UUUCAAGAAGAGUAUGUUUUACCAAAACAAGCAAAUUAUGCGGUUUCAAUAUGUUUUGUUUGUUAAUAUGGUGGGGUAGCAAGAUUGGAUGAGGUUGAUUAAUUAGGAAAUUAAGGCAUCUCUCUGUGUAUUACUACUUUUGGGGAUGCAUUGUUUCUUCUUUCUUUUGAUUCCUUAGCUCUUAUUCAUUUUUAACCUUCUUUUCCUUUUUUAGACUCAACACUUUAUUCUUAUCUCUUCUCUUGCUCAUUUUCUCAAUAUUUGAAGCAAAUAAAUUUCCUUUUGAAGUUGCUUUUCUUGCUGCAACCAUGGUGAGAGGAAAGACGCAGAUGAAGCGUAUAGAGAACGCAACAAGUAGGCAAGUAACAUUCUCAAAGAGAAGAAAUGGUUUGAUGAAGAAAGCUUUUGAGUUAUCAAUUCUGUGUGAUGCUCAAGUUGCUCUUAUUGUUUUCUCACCAAGAGGAAGACUUUAUGAAUUUGCAAGUUCAAGCAUUUUAGAAACAAUAGAACGAUACCGCAAUCAUACAAGGAUCCAUAAUACUCCAACAACAUCUGAAUCUGCUGAAACUACUCAGCGUUUGAAGGAAGAAGCAGAAAAUAUGAUGAAAAAGAUUGAUCUUCUUGAGACUUCAAAACGAAAAUUCUUAGGCGAAGGUUUGGGGAGUUUUCCUAUUGAUGAACUACAAAGGAUAGAGCAACAGUUGGAGAGGAGUAUAACCAAAAUUCGAGUUAAAAAGGCUGAGGUUUUCAAGGAACAGAUGGAUCAGCUUAAAGAAAAGGAAAAAACCCUAGUUGCUGAAAGUACCAGACUCUCUGAGAAGUAUGAUACUUAUUCAUCACAGCAAGCAAAUAAUGAUGAUAGAGAAAAUGUAGUUGAGGUUGAAGCUUAUGCAGAUCAAAGUAGUCCAAAUUCAUACGUCGAGACUGAAUUAUUCAUUGGUCUUCCAGAAACAAGAACAAGAAGAAUUUCUCCAAACUUGAGGAUUAAUUAAUCCUUUUAACUAUGAAAAAUGAAAAUAAGGGUGUAAGGUAAAGUGUCUCAUUAAUAUUAUAUAUUGGAUAUUUUCCUU
Molecule: messenger RNA, 1070 nt
Organism: Lathyrus oleraceus (garden pea)
Lineage: Eukaryota; Viridiplantae; Streptophyta; Magnoliopsida; Fabales; Fabaceae
Product: MADS-box protein SOC1
Exons: 8
Coding region: 309-992 (227 amino acids)
Biological process (GO): positive regulation of transcription by RNA polymerase II
Cellular component (GO): nucleus
Molecular function (GO): protein dimerization activity; RNA polymerase II transcription regulatory region sequence-specific DNA binding; DNA-binding transcription factor activity
Source: RefSeq, a predicted model, not a curated record